AUGGAUAUGAAUCUAGAUGAUAUUAUAGAAUCCUUUAAAUCUAGAGUGAAUAGACUAUCCCAAGAUUGGGAUACGCUAAUAUCGACAACUUUGAGUACACCAGAAGAGCAGUUGAAGCUUUUGAAAGCUAAAUUGGAUCUUGUGCAAGAGCAGAACUCCGCAAUAAUAGUUGAUCUCGAUCAAAUUAAGAAAGUUUUAAAUUUGGAUGAUGACGCGUCCAACAAUGUGUUUACAUUAUUAAAUACCGCUGGGGACGGUUUAAGCGAUGCUGCUACAAGUGCACUAGCAGCUAAUGAAAUGGUUGCGGCAGCUAUUAAUGAACACCAUGGGCAGGUCCAUCAUCAUCAUCACCAGCACCAUCAUCAUCAACAGCCCCCUAAUACUCCACAGAGUGAAACAUCGUCAAAUUCUAACCAUGCCACGGCUGGGUUAGAUAUUGCUACAUUAGCUUUUGAACAAGAUAUUCAUGCGCUAAAAAGACGAAGAACGUCCUCUGAUUGCAGCCCCGGAGUACCAAUUGCAAAAGUAGGAAUUGACGAGGAUGACGAAGAUGUCACAAUGCAGAAGGAUAGAAGUGGGACCUUGGGUCACCUACAGCGGCAACCAUACAGACAUAUUUCUACGCGCCGCGCUUUACCCGCAUCCCACUUACAAGAGAUUGAGGAUUACGAGUUGCAAAUGAUCGAUUCCCCGAAAGAUGUCAAUGAGUUGUACCGCGAGUUUGACACUAGUUUAAAGUUACAGAUAAUGGAAUUUGAAAAGAGGUACGGCAAGGGUCAACUUUCUAGAAUACCAAAAAUAAGAACCUAUCAAAGAAGGCGUGCUUUGGUAAGCGAAAUCGACAGAUAUGCAAGAUUCACGAAUAAAUCUACCGAGGAAGCAAUUCAAUUCUUCGAUGAUAUUAGGGUAGACAAAAAUAAAACCGUAGCCUGGUUGUAUAAUAAUUUGGGCAAAAUAUUGGCCGAGUAUAAUAUUGUGUGA
This is a messenger RNA of Eremothecium sinecaudum, 981 nucleotides long. RefSeq names its product transcription activator GCR1-like domain-containing protein. Gene Ontology annotation, biological process: positive regulation of ribosomal protein gene transcription by RNA polymerase II. Gene Ontology annotation, molecular function: DNA-binding transcription factor activity, RNA polymerase II-specific; RNA polymerase II cis-regulatory region sequence-specific DNA binding. The record is from RefSeq and is a predicted model, not a curated record. NCBI's taxonomy places the organism in Eukaryota, Fungi, Ascomycota, Saccharomycetes, Saccharomycetales, Saccharomycetaceae. The transcript has a single exon. Bases 1 to 981 code for a protein of 326 amino acids.